Corythoichthys intestinalis (scribbled pipefish) is the source of this 4205-nucleotide messenger RNA. Its product is annotated as spondin-1-like. Gene Ontology annotation, biological process: cell adhesion. Lineage: Eukaryota; Metazoa; Chordata; Actinopteri; Syngnathiformes; Syngnathidae. The record is from RefSeq and is a predicted model, not a curated record. Gene Ontology annotation, cellular component: extracellular matrix. Bases 297 to 2684 code for a protein of 795 amino acids. The transcript has 16 exons.
GAGGCUGGGAGACAGGGGUAUGCGCUCCCUUCUUGUCAGUUAAUGGUUCUCCUCUGCGUCUUCUUGACACCCUUCUCCUGAUCCGUAGCAGCUCUCUUCACUUUAUAACGUUCUCUCUCCUUCUCAACGAAGGUCGCUCCCUGUCCACAUGGAGCCUUUCCUUCACCUGUACCGCUGACUGCCACGCUGCUUUGUGUGGCUGCAUGAAAGUUUCUCAAAAAGAGAAGCCUUCCGACUUUUUCUUUUACUUGAUAAGAGCAACCACUGUCUAGUCGUCUUGGGCUGCAGGCAUCGACAUGGCAAUGUUGCUGUUGCUUUUGCAGUAUUACGUGCUGUCGGGUUUUGUGUGCAACGCGAUCGCGUUUGUGGAGGAACCAUCCGGCGGUAGAGCGGACGGCUACUGCGGGAGGAUCCUACGGGCACAGACCCACGGGACCAGGCGUGAUGGGUACCAUGAGUUCCGUCUCAGAAUGGAAGGCGACCCGGAAGCCUACCAGCCGGGCAGCACCUACAGAGUGCUCCUCUUGGCGACCAGCCCUGCAUAUUUCAGAGGUUUUACCCUCAUUGCACUGAAGGAGGGCAAGGAGGGCACUAAAGAUGAUGACUACACCGGUCAGUUUCAGCUCAUUGAUGAAGACGACACACAGUUCAUGACCAACUGUCCCCCUGCAGUGACCGAGAGCACCCCUCGCAGACGCACAAGGAUUCAGGUUUUUUGGACAGCGCCACCAACUGGGAGUGGUUGUGUCAUACUCAAGGCAAGCAUUGUCCAGAAGAAAAUCAUAUAUUUCCAAGAUGAGGGCUCUCUUACCAUCCGGCUAUGUGAGAAAGAACCUGUAUUAGGAGUGGCAACAGCAGACCCUGCUUUGGAGUGUUGCGCCUGUGGAACAGCCAAAUACAGACUCACCUUUUAUGGAAACUGGUCAGAGAAAGUGCAUCCUAAAGACUAUCCCAGACGAGCUAACCACUGGUCUGCACUGAUUGGUGCUUCCCAUUCAAGAGGCUAUGUGCUCUGGGAGUAUGGAGGUUAUGCCAGUGAGGGGGUCCGACAAGUUGCUGAAUUUGGCUCUCCCAUCAAAAUGGAAGAAGAGAUUCGGCAGAAGGGUGAUGAGGUUCUGACUGUCAUUAAAACCAAAGCUCAGUGGCCAGCGUGGCAGCCCCUUAACAUGCGAGCAGCUCCAUCUGCUGAGUUCUCUGUCGACCAGACCCGCCACUUAAUGUCUUUCCUCACCAUGCUCGGGCCCAGUCCUGACUGGAAUGUGGGCCUAUCAGGAGAGGACCUAUGCACCAAGGAGUGUGGUUGGGUCCAGCGGUUGGUGACGGAUCUUAUUCCCUGGGAUGCCGGCACGGACGGUGGUAUCACAUAUGAAUCUCCAAAUAAGCCCAUGGUACCUCAAGAGAAAAUUCGACCUUUAACAAGUUUGGAUCACCCUCAGAGCCCCUUUUAUGACCCUGAAGGUGGCGCGAUUACCCCAGUGGCUAGGGUAGUGGUAGAGCGUAUCGCCAGGAAGGGUGAGCAGUGCAAUGUGGUGCCAGACAGCAUUGAUGACAUUGUAGCAGACAUUGGUCAGGAGGAAAGUGAGAAAGAUGACACCCCUGAGACAUGUAUCUACUCUGGUUGGUCUCCAUGGUCGGCUUGCAGCAGUGCAUCAUGUGAAAAAGGCAGACGGAUGAGGCAAAGGAUGCUUAAGGCUCAGCUGGACCUCAGUGUUCCGUGUCCCCACACUCAAGAUUUCCAGCCUUGCAUGGGCCCUGGAUGCAGUAUGCAGGAGCCAUCGACAUGCAUGAUGUCAGAGUGGAUAAGCUGGUCGGCCUGCAGUGUUUCCUGUGGAAUGGGAAUGAGGUCCAGAGAGCGUUAUGUUAAACAGUACCCAGAGGAUGGAUCGCUCUGCCAACUCAACACAGAGGAGAUAGAGAAGUGUGUCGUCAAUGAAGAAUGCUCAGCCAGCAGUUGCGUGGUGACAGAGUGGACUGGGUGGGAUCCCUGCACUGUGUCCUGUGGGAUGGGCAUGAAAAGGCGUGAACGCAUGGUUAAAAUGCCUCCCAUAGAUGGAUCAAUGUGUAAAACGGAGGUGGCCGAAGUUGACAAGUGCAUGAUGCCAGAAUGCCAUACCAUCCCAUGUAUGCUGUCACCAUGGUCUGACUGGAGUGAAUGUAGCGUCACCUGUGGCCGUGGCUUACGGACCCGCCAGAGGAUGCUUAAGUCGGAUCCUGCAGAGUGCAGUGAGGAGUUAGAGCAGACAGAGAAGUGUAUGCUACCAGAAUGUCCUAUUGACUGCAUGGUCUCAGAGUGGUCUGAAUGGUCAGAGUGCAACAAGUCCUGUGGUAAAGGCCACACCAUCCGAACUCGCAUGGUGAAACUGGAACCGCAGUUCGGGGGCAGCGCGUGUCCUGAGACCAUUCAGCGGAAGAAAUGCAAAAUUAGGAAGUGCCGAUCAAAGCCAAAGGAGGAGAGAGCUGAAGGCAAGAGGAGAAGAAGAGGUAAACAGGGAAGUGAUGCAUUGUUACAGGAACAGUCAGGUUGUGGAAUGCAGCCAUGGACCGGCUGGACAGACUGCACCAAAUCAUGUGGAGGGGGCAUCCAGGAGCGUUUCAUGUUGAAGAAGAAAAGGGCAAGAGGCACUCUGACGGGCAACUGCAAGGACCGCAAGGAAAUACGUGCCUGUAAUGUCAAUCCCUGCUAGGGGGCGCCGUAGCGUUAUACAGGGAAAUACUAAGCUAUGAUAAACGUACCAUGUGUUUUUUAAGGUGUAUUUGAUAUAUACUCUGUGUAUAUUGAAAUUAUGCAUAUAUAUAUACAGUAUAUAUGAAAGAAUAUUGUUUCUAUGUUCACAGAGCGAGGGGGUUGUUUGGUUGGUCUUAGUGAGGUAAAUAACGAGAAAAAGGUGACGUAAAGCCUGUGUGCACCCUUAGCUAACAGGACUGCCCCCUCCCCCCUACAAUUAAUACUUUACAGCACUCCUAAUUAUUAAAGUGUGCUAGCAGUGUAGCUUUCUUGUAUUUUGAGUGCUUUGGCAUUUGGGGCAUGAAACAGCGUGAAGUAUCAGAAACUUGGAUUUGUCUGAUUUAAAAGAAAUUAGGCUUCAACUUGCUAGCAAAACUACCAGCUUUUAUAUGUAGCUGACACAGAUUUAAAUAUUUCAAUAAACUUGUGUGCACAAUAUGUACUUGACAACUCUUUAUAUGGUCCAGUUGCACAAAAAAAGGGUUGUUUGAUGGGAAUAAUCCUUGCAUUAUUCUAAACAUGUUUGUACAUUUUCAAAUAACAGCAAAUUCCUCCAUUGGCUUAUAUAUCGCACAUAGACUGUCCUGUGAUCAUAAAAUUUUCCAAAGUGGCAAAAAAAUCAUUUAACUUUGCAUUCUAAAUUAUAUGAAAUGAUGAGGAGCUCAUUGCCAAAUUAUUAAAUCAUCAUCAAAUUAUCAUCAGUAAAUCAUUUUAUUCUUUUAAAUGAUCAUUUAUCAUGAACUUUUGGUUCAAUCACAUUUAAGUCAAGAAAUCAUCAGCUAAAAUUUAAAGCACAGUAAACCACAUCAGACAUGCUACACGUGAAGGCGUACUUCUUCAUGAGAACACCAAGACUUCAUGAAGACUAAUAGUUUGGUUGUUUUUGUUACCUAACCAUCAUUUAUGUGUAACAGAUGUAAUGAUCAAUAAUUGUUACUUCUUACAGUCAUUUAAAAUGUGGUCUUUUAUUGUAAACAUUAGUAUGUUUCAUUGCUGUUAUGUCAUAUCAGCCAGAGUAGCAUUGAAACUGCAAUAUUUCUAUUUGACUUUAUUUUAGCAUGUACAGUCCUUUUUUUCCAAAAGUGAUAACAAUCCAUCUUAUAACUUACUUUAUCAGUCUGCGAAAAAAAAAAAAAAAACACACAAUUCAAAGUAUCAUGUUAUUUACAUUGUUGUCUUGUCAAAUUAAUUGCAAAAUGUGUUUUGGCCUUAAUUAGGCUUAGGUUUGUAGUGUAAUUUUUAUUGAUAUGUGCUAUUAACAUCCAGUGUUAUUUAUCAUGACCUCGGAACCUAUGUUGUCACCUUUUUUCUGUAUUGAAAAGUGUGUCUUUCAAAUCUUGUAUUACUACAGGCAUUUUUUGUGGGGAAAUUUGUCAAAUAUUACUCUUUUUGUUAGGUUUAAAUCUUUUUUUUAAUCUUAUUUUGUGACUUCUUUUUGUAAGAAACCACAUUUGCAAUAAAAACAAAUAUUGGGACUGUA